AUGUCUUCAUUGAUACAGAAAAAUAACUCACCACCGUCACAGACGACUCAAAAGUUGAUGCAGUAUCUUGCAACGCUCUCAGCUACCCUGGCCGCGGUGACUGCUGGCAACUAUCUCGGCUGGUCAUCCCCGGCUCUUCCACUCUACAACCAAAAGGAUACACUAACCUUGGCCGAUGACGACAAGUCGUGGGUCGGAUCCUUGCUCCCGCUGGGAGCUCUCGUGGGUGCCAUUCCUGCCGGAUGGAUAGCCGAUAAAGUAGGACGCAAAAACGCCAUACUGACGAUUGGCGUACCUUAUGUAAUUUGCUGGUUCAUCAUAGGAUUUGCACCAAGCGCUUUAUGGUUGUUCGUGGCUCGCUUUUUGGCUGGAGCUGCAAUCGGGGCAACGACAGUGGUAGUGCCGUUGUACGUGUCCGAAGUUGCGGAGCCAGCCAUUCGAGGCACGCUUGGUGCGUUGUUCCAACUCCAGUUAUCCUUUGGCAUUUUGCUGGUAUAUUUGACAGUGAGCCACAUUGCGGCGGAACUUGAGUGA
Molecule: messenger RNA, 534 nt
Organism: Diprion similis
Lineage: Eukaryota; Metazoa; Arthropoda; Insecta; Hymenoptera; Diprionidae
Product: solute carrier family 2, facilitated glucose transporter member 8-like
Exons: 4
Coding region: 1-534 (177 amino acids)
Biological process (GO): transmembrane transport
Cellular component (GO): membrane
Molecular function (GO): transmembrane transporter activity
Source: RefSeq, a predicted model, not a curated record